Molecule: messenger RNA, 10059 nt
Organism: Mizuhopecten yessoensis (Yesso scallop)
Lineage: Eukaryota; Metazoa; Mollusca; Bivalvia; Pectinida; Pectinidae
Product: sarcolemmal membrane-associated protein-like
Exons: 32
Coding region: 110-2944 (944 amino acids)
Molecular function (GO): protein binding
Source: RefSeq, a predicted model, not a curated record
AUUUUGGUUUCGAGAUUAUGUUGGAAAAAUUCAAUAUGGCUGUCUCCUGAAGCACCCGUUCGCCGAGGCAAAAUGAAUGGAUAAGUUGGAUAAUUGACCAAAAACAGCCAUGGCUGCAGGGGUGGCUAUUUUGACCUGCCAACCAAGCUCACAUCCAUUCCAAGAACGGCACAUAUCCUUGAUAGAGCCGGCCAAAAUUGGCCGCUCGGUGGCUCGAGCACGACCAGCAUCCAAUAAUGGCAUCUUUGAUUGUAAAGUUUUAUCCCGGAACCAUGCUAUGCUGUGGUAUGAAAAUGGCACGUUCUACCUCCAAGACACCAAGAGCAGCAAUGGUACCUUUAUCAACAACCAGCGACUGUGUAAAGGUGGGGAGGAGAGCCCUGCUCGCGAGGUCUACUCCGGGGACCAGAUACAGUUCGGGGUCGACGUCAUGGAGAACAAUCGCCGAGGCGAAAAAAUCACACAUGGAUGUAUCAUAGCUACUAUCACACUGUUCCACCCCGACGGCAGGGAAGCCAAAAACAUAAUAUCAGGAUGUAUGUCAGAAAAUACAGACAAAACCAUUUAUUCGGAAUCGAGCCCAUUUGUAAACACAAUCGCGCCUGGUAUUUCCAUACAGUCUCAGGAUCUGUACCAGCUGGCACACUACCUACAGGAAGCCCUUCACCGGGAAAAGAUGCUGGAACAGAAACUGUCAACGCUGCAGCAGCUUCUGGAGAACACACAGGAAGCUUCGGAGACGGGAUGGCAGGCCCUAAUCACAGAAGAUCGGCUUUUGUCUCGACUUGAUGUAUUAGAGAACCAGCUUCACACCUACUCUAAGAAUCAUGCCGAGGAUUCUUUACGACAAGAAGUUGUUACCUUGCAGGAAGAAAAACUCACCUACGAAACCACUGCCAAGGAAUCGCUUCGAAAAGUUUUACAGGAAAAACUAGAAGCUGUGAGAAAAUUAUCCGAUCUUGAGCGGUCCAUGGUGAACACAGAAGAGGAAUGUGCCCACCUGAAGGACAUGUGUGAGAAGUCCCAGGAUGAACUGCAGCAACUGGCAGAGAAAUAUCAGGAUCAGCUCAAGGAAGUGAAGGAGCUCCAGGACAAACUGUCUGAAGCAGAGAGAAACUUGGUGGAGGAGACGGAGAAAGCUGAUAAAGAGAAAAUCUGUCUCCAGGAUAAACUAGACGAAAUGGUCAAGGAGGAGGAUAUGCUCUCAGCCAAGCUGGAGUCUCUACAAGCUGACAACGACAUCACUAUGAACCAGUUAGCUGCAAUGAAAGCCAAGCUUGAAGCCCUGAAAGAGGAACCGUCCGAUAGCAACAAGGAAGCUGAUGAAAAGACAGACGAGGAUGAGGAGGAAAAGACGGAAGAUGAUAACAAACUGGUUGACUCAAACACAAUAGAUGAACAACCUCAGAUAAUUCCCACCUCCCCAUCUCUCAAGGUGAUCAGGACUGAUGAUAUAGAAGGUAAACUAAAGGAGACCCAACAACAGAUAGAGAAAUAUAAAGCCCAGCUUGAUGAAUCAGAUGCCAAACUGAAGGCUAGCAGUGAUAACGUUGAGAAGCUCCAGAAAGAACUUGAGGUUGCUGAAGCCGAGUCCCACCAGUAUGAAUCCAAGAUGUCUGCCCUAGAAGAAAAGCUAAGGCUGUCCGAUUUACAUAUGAAUCAGAUGAUGGAAAACACAAUGGCCGAUUUAGAACUUCAAUUGAAAGAAUCUCACAAACAGUCUGAUGGCAGUAAAGAGCUCAUCAAAGGCCUUCAAGACAAAGUAAACAAUAUGGAGUCAGAAAUUAUUGACUACAAAGUACAACAGAUAGGACGAGGGGAUGUCACUCUGGUUGGGAAUGGCAAUGCCGACGAAACAAUACACAAUCAUGUUGAUGGAGACCUCGACGACAACCAAAAUCUCAACGAUCUCCUGCUGGAGGCCAGAGACCUACAGAAGAAAGCUGAAGUGGAGCUGAAGGGGUACAAAUCGGAGCUGGACGAGACAAAGAUGCGGGCGGACACGCUACAAGAUCAACUUUCUAAGGCUGAGACCACCACCCAGGAGGUCAAGGAGCAGAUACUGGAUCUCCGAGACCGUCUUCUGGAGGAACAGGUGCACACGAAAACUAACCAACAACAGAAUGAACAGCUCAAGAGUCAAUUGGAUGAAGAGAAAACCAAACAUAAAGACACAAAGAAAGACUUGGAGGAUGCCAAGCGAACACAACAAGAGGCCCAACAGACUGCCAAGCAAAGUCAUAAUGAAACCGAGCAGCUCAAAAUCAAGGUUCGCCAUCUUCAAGAGAGAGUUGACGAUCGUAGAGAGAGGGCACGAGACUCGCAUCAUUCGCGAUUCUCUCACUCUCACUCGGAACCCCAUAGCCCCACCACUUCUAAACAGAGAGGUAAUAUUAUCGCUGCAGCUGAAUUUACUGCCCUCAAGGAGGAAUGUUCUAGUCUCCGCAAGCGAAUCCAGGCCAUUGAAGCCGAGAUGAAAAUGUCACGGAAAGAGAAUCUACAGCUGUCUGCGGAGUACAACAAGCUCCAGGAGUCGUACAAACACCUCGAGGCACUCAAGGUCCAGCUGGAGAUGAAGGAACUGGCGUGGAAAUCCAACCUUACUGAUUCACAGAAGGAAUCGGAGCAGGCCCUGCAGGAGGUGAGACAGGUCUCCACCCCCGGGGCCCCACCCCAGGGGGAGUCUUCACCAGACACCCGCCUGACACAUCUUGAGCAUUCUCAAGAGGAGGUAGCCAUAUUGAUGAAAAAGUGUGAGGCUUCGGUGACGAAGAUUGGAGAACUCAAAUCCGAAAUGGACAACAUGUCGGAAGAUUAUCAUCAGCUGGCUAACAGAUCAAAGAUGCAAUCCUUUGCCUCCAGUAUACCGCUGCUGAUGCUGCUCUUCGGAAUCCUGAUGGCCCUGUACCCCUGGCUGGCCCAACUUACAGCAACCACUACUUGACCCUGGCUAAAUGUCAACUUAGACCACAACCAUUAACAAUCAUCACUCUCCAACUCAACACAGCUACAGAUGUUACCACGGUGACCUGUGAAACGACUGUUGCUAUGGCAACCAGUGACAAUAUUGUGUUGAGUUGAUGUUGCAAUUUUCAUUGUCGUAGCAAUCAUGAUGACACUGGACCAGAGUGUGUGUUGCAUCAAAAAUGGACCAAAUUAUUUUGUUAAUGUGAGGAAAACAGAUUUGAGAGCUUCACCUCAAAAAUAUUUAAAAAAAAAAAAAUGAAAAUUCAUGAAAAGCGCACAUCCAAAAAUCCUUUCUCUAAAUUUGUUUAAAAAAUGUAUUUGUUUUUGACAAAUUGAUCAGUGUUCCAUUGAGUAAGAUAGUGGCCACUAUAAAUUAUAAAAACUGGAUGUUUUUUCCCGGAAACAACAUGAUAACACAGAAUUUUUAGUCAGGUUCCUUUCAGAAGUUUCGUGUAGAAUUUAUUCUACAGCAUGGUUUGUGAUAUUUAAAAACAAACAUGUUGAGCAGAUAGGAUAACUCCACCUUCACAAUUCUGAAAACAAAUAUUUAUAUCGAUGAAGUUAUUAGAUUAGAUUUAAACUUAUAACCGGUAGGUUGUUUACCUUGAUUGUUGACAAAGAGAAAAGAAAUACAGAAUAUGUUUUUGUUGCAUUUAUAAUGCUGAAUUGGAAUGAAGCUACAUUAACUAAUGUAUUGAAUCAUGUGUGUUGUUUGUUGACGGGUCGUUGUGUACAGCUAUCAUACAUAUUUACUUCAGCAUGAGAUGUUUAAAAUCUUCAUAUUGUCAUUUCGUUCGUGUAUGUUAGCCAGUUCCAUGUGAUAUCGUGUGCUUGCUGGUAAAGAGAGACAUUGGGCGACUGUAUGUGCAUAAUAGUGUUAUGUGAAUGGAGUGAUACAAAUAGUACACAAGUUAUCUCCCCUUGAUUGGCAAUCUUUUCCUUUCUACGGAAAUCUGUGUGUGACAUAAGUAAUAAAGUUUGUUGUAAUACUUAAACAAAAAAAUCAGGAAAAAAGCACACUGUGUGCUUCCUAUGGGGUUUAUUGCACAACAGGGCUGCAUUCAGCAUACAUAAUGAACUAAUCCAACCUUUGAAUUGGAAGAGUUCAAAUGUGUCUUCAGGGGUGAAUGGAGGGAAAUCUACAAAAAGGUUUUGAAAAAGAAUAUAUGAGAUGAUAUUAUUCUACAUUACAUAUUGAUAAAUCUGAAGAUCCAUGGAAAACCUUGAAGAAAGGUGUAUUUUGAAGUUAUUACGUUUACACCAGUAGGAGAGACAAUUAUUAAACUUAGAACAAUCACACCAAGAGGUUUGAAGGUUUAUCUUUGUUAAUUCAUAUACAGAUUUUGGUGAAGUGGUGUGAAAAUUCAAUAUAAGGCAUGUGAUGUGUUGUAGAAAAUAGAUAUCAAGUAAUUAUGAAUGAAACAUUGAAUAACGCAGGCCAGAUUUGGGUUUGUGUAGUAAGAUACCACUUGUUUUGGUUUCCAAACAUUGUAGAGCAUUCUCAGCCAAUGUAGUGGUCAAAAUUAAAUAAAAAUCAGAACUGUUUCCGUACUGAGUGCAGCCCUGUUUUGAUGCAGAUGUUGUAUUGAUUCUACCUCGCUAGAGACAUAAGUCUCUACCUCGCUAGAGACAUAAGUCUGUAAAACUCUCUUUGUUGAAAUGUAUGGGAAAUUGGCUAGAGAAAAUAUUUUAUUUUUGUGUUGAUCAAUGUUUACAAAUGUAGUGUUUUUAAACUGUGAUAGUGACCAAAGUUGUAUAAAGCAGUGUGCUUGAGUAUCAAGUUAGUGAGCAUCUUGCUUUAUGGAUUCUUUUUCUGUUUAGUAUUGAUAUAAAAUCUACAUAAAGGCUUUCUCCUAAUGCUUUUUUAAAAUGGAAAAAAAUAACUCAGUGUCAAUGGAAACUGCGUGGAAGAUACCAAACAAUCAAUGGCUAUAAAAGAACUAUUGGUUUCUGAUUUUAGUUAGUAAGAUUCUAGGUGUAAGGAAAUUAUGGCGACAGUAAGUCUCAACAUGGCAGUGGUGCUAAUUGACUCAUGCUAACUCAGGAGGGGGUGGGGCUGUGUGAUAGAUCUUACUUCAGGAGUGGGUGGGGCUGUGUGUGAUAGAUCUUACUCAGGACCAGGGGAUGGUAGACGAUUACAUAAGAUAGCUGCUUGUUUUAGCUACAUAUUAGGGAUUCACAGAGGGGACUUUCAGAAUUUUUGUUUCAUAUUUCCGUUCAUCAUUUCAUUCAGAAAUUGAAUAGAUCUCUCAAUCUAGACCAAGAUCCCCAUAACAAGGAAUGUUGUCUUAGUUAAUUGUAUAUACGGUAGCGUAGACUUUUGAUCUUCAAAGAAAGAAGAGCUGUUCAUCAAGGGGAGAUAACUUGCUUUUUUGUACAUAUUCUCAUUUGUUUAAUGUUUGAGUUUGUGAACCUGUUUUGUAUGCAUGUGUGGGAUUGAGAUACCUAAUCAAGAAUGUAUAUAUUUUACCAAAGUCUGUGUACAUAUGUAGAUAAUGUAUAGAUAUUAAUGAACAUUUAAUAUAAAAUUAUUUAUACAGGUUUUUUUCCCUCUUGUUUUAUGAAUGACGUUUCAAACAUUGUUAAUCCCAGUGAUUGGAUUCCUAGUAUCAAUGGCUUUACGAGAAAAGACUUUUAGAAUGGUCAGAUUAUCAUUCUUAAAGCCAAAAGAAAUUACCAUAGAUAGACAGAUUCAUUUUGACAACUUCCUCAGAUUGUUAUACAUGUAAACAUGAUUUAACUGCCUAUAUCAAUCUGUCUUUUUGUACAAUGGAGGUAACAUAGACCGAUGGAAAUGUUUUAUAUACAGUAUCAUUACCCCCUAACUGUCUCGCAUCAAUCAUUGAAUCAUUAAAUUAAAUGGGAUUUGAGAAUUUCUUGGAAAAAGGGCAUUGUCUACAUACUCGAUUUUCGAAAAUCAAUUUUCUUAGAUCAUAUUCACAAAAGCAUUUUGUGGCAUGAAAUAGCUGAACUAAAGCUAAAAUAUCUUUGUUCUUUGGAAAAGAAAAAGUUUAGUUCUGUUGUUUCAAUGCAUUCGUAAUCAUUCUUAAUAAUCUGAUAACAACUUUUAGUUGGUUUUUGUUUUGUGUGAUAUUUAUCAAACAAGCAUUGGAUUUUUCACUUUACUGGACAUUUGCCUCACUAAAUUAAAAUCUGGAGGGCAAGUUUCACAACCAUCACCAGAAAACUUAUAAGAUUUGUUUGACAUGUUAUUAUCUUUAUCCGUUGUGUUAUUUUAUGUAAGUAUGUCUUCCCACUGACGCCAGAUGGUCACUACUGGUCAACAGUCGGUCAAUCAACAGCAAUAGUUUAUUUCAAUCCAAAGACACCAGUUCAUAUUACACAUUAUAUUUUUACGUUUUGUAGGUUCUGCUUUGGCAACUGUUGAUGCCAAAUGCAACACUAUUAUUUUAUAAUAAAUAAUGAAAUAAUACAAAUUGAGACGUUGUCGUUAUCUGACACCAAUAAAUACAAGUCAGGUCAAAGUUUGUCUUAACAUACAGCUACCAUCACAUGCAAUUCAAGCACAAAGGAGACUAGGGAAAAUUGUUGUGAUUGACAACUACAGGCCACAGUGCAUGAAUAAUGAAGACAAAGCUGGCAAGACUAAUUUCAUAGCGGCCUACACUCUAUUAACGAAACUGAAAACUUUCAAUGAAAAUAUUUACAGGAAAAAUGAUAACAGUUUUAAAUAUUUAAUCAACCAGCAAUACCCCGUAAUGUAGUCUGCUUCACACAUAUUCAUACUUUGUGUUAAUCGUUAUUAUUUAAAACUGACAUGUGUGACUUUGCCGUAACCUUGACUUAACGCAUGUUUGAGUGAGGGAGGGAGUCUACACACUAACUUCCUGUUGUAGAUACCCCACCAAGUUGUGUGUAUUUAUGUGAGUAAGUUAACCUAUUUGUAAAGUAGUGUUGAUGUAUUUAAUACAACUCAGGAGCUACUGCACCGAUAUUGUGUCCGUCUCCUACAAGUGCUACAGGACAUUAUUUACAGAAGUGUAACCACUUUCUAUAUAUAUAGUCCUUAUUUGUAUAUCUAUAGUGCUAAUAGUCCUUUACUUUUACUUUUAAAGUUGUGGUUCUUAUCAUUGGACUAUUCCAGGAUGAUGGUGGUUCCUAACUUUUGUUGAUCUGUGAAUCAUAUUGAACACAAUAUAUUUAAAACUAGAUUAAAUCUGUUUGUGUGAUAAAUGUUAACAAGUCUGUCUAGUAGUGGGUUUGAUAUAUGGUGAGGCUUUAGUUUGGAAUCAUAUUAACUUGUUGGUUCCUUAUAUCCAUGGUUACAUGCUCUUCCCUCAAAUAUCUGUGCCUUAAAUCGCUUUCUCUAUUAGCAUUUAAGCUUCUCUCUUAAAUUUAGGAACAGAGUCUUUUUGUGGUUUUUUUGUUUGUUAAAUAAAAGCAAUUUUGAAUGAAAACUGUUAGUUCAAUUUUCCAUAGUUUUGAAAUCUUUUAAAACCAUUUACGGUCGUAUUGUAAUUAUGUCUCAUUCAAACUUCAUACCAUGGUUGAAAAUGACGAACACACGACACUCACUAUCACAAAUUGGUGCUGAAAACGGAUAUGCUGAUUUCUUCACACUGAAAUUACUGGGGACCAUUUCAUUCAUAUUACAGGGAGAGAGAAAGAAAUGCUCACAAUGAAUUUCUCUGUCCGCUUGAUAACAGGGGUGUGGCAUGUCACUACUUUGUGUCCCAGUCAUUUUCAUGAAGUUGUGUGUGUGCUUUAACAUGAAGUCAUAAACAUUUAAAGAGUAGCAGUGUUCGAAAGUAAGACAUGUGAACUUAAUCAUCAAUUUUGUGAGAGUUUGGAGAAAACAGAUUUAUAUGAGUGAAUCUAACAAGGCUUUGGCAUUUAAUUUAAUAUUUAAUAAGAAAUUCUGAAAAGAAGAACAGACAAUUUUUUAAUGAAAUAUUGCUUUUUAUCUCAUUUAUAAUUAAGUGACGAUUUAGUGUUAUUUAAAAUCUGGAACAUGCUUUUUUGAGUUGAAAUGGUACAAUUUAAAUAAGAUUUCACAAUUUUUGUUGGCAGAAAUUUUCGCUCCUAUUUCAAUUUUCUCACAUGCAUUGUAAUUCAGUUUUUUAAAGGCAGCUGUAUGAAGAAUGAUUUCACACUUAAGAGUAUUAUACUUGCUUUCUGUCAAUUUAAACAUGUUACAUAUUUUGUUACAUCCCAUAAUGCUACUGGUUUCCUUCAAGCACCCAGAAGGAGACUUUUUCUAUUUCUUAAGUUUCUUUUCUUUCAUUAUUUAAUUCCAGAUUACAGUUAAACACAUUCUAUCACGAUGGUCAUUUGCUUGUUUUUGUUCUUAACAACUGUUAAAGUACUUAUCUGGCUCGAAACAUGGCAUUUUUGAUCAACCUGACAAAAUUUUGAAAUACCAGGUAUGCAGCAAAUUUUGUUAUUAAACAAAUAAAGAUUAAGAACCUAAAAUUUUGAAAUUUAAAAAAAAAAAAAAAUUAUAUCGUUGUAGAAAAUUAAGAAAUAGAAAUCUGUGGCAUUGUCCUGAUUUGACACUUGUUUUCGCCUCCAGGGAGACCCUGGGCGUCUUUGUUUGAAAGGCUCAUACGGGUCCAGUCAUCAGCCUUUAGUUCCAUCAUUUUAACACCUUUCGUGGCGUGGUCGUUGUACAUUAUAGCGGGGCAUCAACAAGUUGUAGACUAUAGUUUACAAAAACUUCUUAUGGAAAUGUUUUCAUUUAGAAGAAUUACACUGUAAGUUUAUUUUUGUGGUUAAAUUAUGGCAGCAUGGUAGGUUUAAUGGAUUGAAUCGUUUUGUUGGAAUAAUUUAAUCCUGGAAUGUGUGAAAUGAUUUGCUAUGGGAGUUACCUUAGUGAAACGUGUUUAAAUACAUGGUAAACAAUGGGUAUUUUUACCUGGUGUGGUGCUAAGUAAACAUUUUCGCAUCAUUUGAAAAGUUCUUCCCCAGUAUAUUUCCAAACACUUUUCUCACAUUAUUUCAGAAAAUAACUGAACCCUGUAUAAUUUCGUCUUAACCAAACCCUGUUAAAUCUGGAUUCUGUAAGGUCCCUUUCACAUAGGUCCCACGGUUCAUAUUUCUGUGGAAACUGAAUAUGUGAAAACAAGCAAAAAUGAUCAAAUGAAAAUAAUUGCCCAGGUUAGGAAAGAAGUGGUUCACAUUCGGUCACGGAGAAUCAGGUGACAGUAGAACCAAUGUUACAACAAAUCUAGAUUAAUUUCUUUGCUGAAAUAUCUUAAUUUGUAUUGAAAUAAAAGUCAAUGAUUUUACUUUUGAAUCUUUAAAUAUUUGACGAUAGGACUGUUUAUGAAAUGCUUUAAUCUUUAUGUACUAAAACAUGUGCUUAAAAGGACUAAUGGAAUUUGUUUUAAUGCUUAUUAUUUACUUACCAGGAAACUAUUAAAAUAUUCUAUCUAGAAUUUACUAGGAAUUGAAAAAUAAGCAGUAUAAUCAGUUAUAUUAUCUGUGACCUUGAACUUAUUUUCUAGAGGAAAGAAGACGCCCAAUGUAAAUAGACAGUCAAUCAUUUCUCUUUAACAGUCCUUAAGUGAAUGUUUGUUGUAAUAACCUUACAUAUUUGAUGUAAUAUCACUUCCUUUCUUGCAAAGGCUGUAAUGAUGAUGUCACUUCCUGUUGUGUAUGUUUGUGAGAUAACAUCACUUCCUGUGGUGUAUGUUUGUGAGAUGACAUCACUUCCUGUGGUGUAUGUUUGUGUAAUGACAUCACUUCCUGUGGUGUAUGUUUGUAUGAUGACAUCACUUCCUUUGGUGUAUAUUUGUGUGGUGACAUCACUUCCUGUUGGGUACGUUUUCUCCCUAUCAGUCAAAGUACAUCAUGUAACUAUGUCUGACAGGGUGUCUAUAUUGUUUUCGUCCAAUCAACAUUGUUGGCUUUGUAUAUCGCUUUCUGACAGCAGUAAGAGAGUUUUUUGGCAGUUUUUGUGUACAUAGUUCAGUGGAGAUGUAGAGUUGACGUUCAUGCUUUUUUGUACAUAUUCCAAAGAGAGUGUCCUGUUGUUGCUGUUUACACACAGUUGUAUUGAUGUCAUUACAGUGAGUCUUUUUCUAUUAUUAUCAUUUAAACAAAUAAACCUAUGCAGAUUGCACCCUUUGA